Molecule: messenger RNA, 288 nt
Organism: Naegleria lovaniensis
Lineage: Eukaryota; Heterolobosea; Eutetramitea; Acrasida; Naegleriidae
Exons: 2
Coding region: 1-288 (95 amino acids)
Biological process (GO): SRP-dependent cotranslational protein targeting to membrane
Cellular component (GO): signal recognition particle, endoplasmic reticulum targeting
Molecular function (GO): 7S RNA binding
Source: RefSeq, a predicted model, not a curated record
AUGAGUGCAUCCACAACAUCAUCAAAACAUCCAAAUUCAUACACUUGCCAAUCGAUGGCAGAGUUUAUUGAAAAAACUGAAUCGCUAUUCAAACAAUUUCCAAACGAUACCCGAUAUGUUAUGAAAUUUAGUAAUAAGAAAGGAAGAAUGAAUUUGAAAACUACCAAUGAUACUUUUGUUCUUAAAUAUAAGACUGAUCAAGCAUCGGAUUUACAACAUUUAGAGAGAUUAAAUAAUUUAGUCAUGACGGCCACAACAUCGAAGAACGAAGAAUUAAAAAAGAAAUAA